AAAUCAUCGUCACGUCAAACAUGCGUCCAACAAGUGAUGUAAAUAGAAACACAAUUUUCUUUCUUCAACUUAGCCAAUUCCUUUCUCUACAAAUCAAAUGGGAUUCCCCCAAAUUGAAACCCCAAACCCUCAUGACAGAGAGAGUCGCACGCUCAAAGUUCUUUCAAGCCCUAACUACGCACAAUCGAUUCUACCCCACUAUCGAAGGACCCAACAACCAGUUCAACCGAAGAAGGCGUGCACAUGGAGCAGUUCAACCGAAGAAGGCGUGCACAUGGAUGGACCAAUUGAAGUAUUCAUGGAAAGUUUGAGGUAUGUGUAUCAAUUUCCAGAAUUUUCUACCGGGACAGACAUACCACAUUUUGAGGUUGUGCAGAUUUAUAGAUCCGCAGUCGAGUUCAGAGAGGGUACAUCUUCGGCAAGCAAUGUUGCACAAGAGAUGUCUUCCAUUUGAUGCCUUCACCAUGGUUGUGUGUGAAGCAAAGAUGGUUUGUAUUUCAUCCAGUCUAGCAGUUAUGAUUCCCAUUGGUGAUGAACUUGAACGUGGACAUUCCAUUGCAUCUAGUAUGUCAACCAUUGAAGUUAACUUCGAAGAAAUGGUUGGCGAAAUACAACAUAUGCACAAGGCUAAAUCGUCGAAGCUGAAAGCAGCAAGGGCACGAGCAAGAAGAAUUGCAAAGACAACACAAGAGCUACAUCCGUUCGGUGUAAAGGGGUGACGGUGUUUUGUAGUGCAAUGCACAAGAACACUGAUUACUAGAUGGGAGUUAAAAAUAUUUUUAUGGUAUAUAUGCUAGGAAGGAAUUUGUAUUUAUCGUUCUUGUGAAUCUAUAGUAUUUGUCUUGAUGAUUAAAUUUUUUUUCUAGCAAAUGAUGCUUUUAUCGAAAUGCAAUACUGUUUUUUGGGCUUGAAA
Messenger RNA from Olea europaea var. sylvestris, 913 nucleotides. RefSeq lists its product as uncharacterized. The record is from RefSeq and is a predicted model, not a curated record. Lineage: Eukaryota; Viridiplantae; Streptophyta; Magnoliopsida; Lamiales; Oleaceae. The transcript has 2 exons. Bases 98 to 454 code for a protein of 118 amino acids.